This is a messenger RNA of Liolophura sinensis, 1227 nucleotides long. Its product is annotated as multiple epidermal growth factor-like domains protein 6. The record is from RefSeq and is a predicted model, not a curated record. The transcript is spliced from 6 exons. The coding region runs from base 1 to 537 and encodes 178 amino acids. Lineage: Eukaryota; Metazoa; Mollusca; Polyplacophora; Chitonida; Chitonidae.
AUGUGUCCAGACAAAGACAAGUUCAAAUGUCGCUCCAAAACCUCGGAUGAUUGUCAGCUAGAAUCCAGACUCUGGGAGAGUUGCCCGAUCUUGUGUGGAGUUUGCGAACCUUCCCCACCUCCAAGUUUUGUUUCUGAGUUCGGAUGCACCUACGUCGGAAAGAGGCCAACGUCAGCAAAAUGUCGGAAGAUGGGCAACAGAGGUUUGGAUUCAUCCAUUUGCGCCUCAGAGGGGGGCAAGUCUGGUUGUGCCGAAUGUGUGACCAUCGGGGAGACGUGUCCUGUCAUGUGUGGACUCUGUGACGCACCGUGCAGGGGUAAGAGGUGCCUCAAUGGGGGGAGUCUGAACCCCUCAGCCUGUGUAUGCCAGUGUCCGAGUCAUUACCAAGGCGAUAUCUGCCAGGACUUAUCAUGCCCAAAGAAAGAUUUCUGGAAGUGUGGUAAGGAGCCAUACCUAGAAUCUAGGUGUGGCUCAGACCCCAAAACGGUCUCAAAGUGUCCUUACCUGUGUGGCCUAUGUCCAGUGAGAACCAGAUGACUCCUGAAAGAGGCCUUGUGACAGAUCUGACGAUACGAAAUGUCUCCAUAUGAUGGGAUUCUUUGAAAACUUAGAAACGUUAUCUAGAUUUUGAAUGUAAAGGAAUACCGCCACCAUCGACAGCUUCGGACACUCAAGCUUGACUUUUCUUAACGUCAUGCAAAAUUAUUUCUUAGUUUGAACCCUUCUUGAGUACCACAAAGAAAUUUGGGGGUUGUUUUUAUUUUCAUACCCUUUAACUGUGACAGCAGUAAGCAGAUAUGAUUUUCAAAUAUCUUAAGAAACGUUAUCUAUCUGAAUAAAUUGAAGGCUAUAGUAGUUGAGAAUUUAGUGUACUAACGGAUUAGAAGAAUAGAGGAACCGUGCUUUCUUCAUUUCUAUAGAACGUUAAACAGUGAGGUUACUCCCAAUUAAAUAAUCCGUUAAAUAUGACAGAAAGUCUGUUCUAUGAGUGAUGCAACAACGCAUUCUGUUAUUGCAGCAGAUUAUUUUGUUAAAUAUAAUACAAAUAUUCUUUUAAUCAAAAUAAAGAUUGAAUUAGAGUAACAGGAUGUUAUAUAUGUUAUAACAUUAUAAUAAGAGAAUAUAUUCUAUAGCAUCGCUCAAGACAACAGAUUUUCUAUUACCAUUAACUUAUUAGUUUUGGAGUGUAUAUCCUGUAUAUAUCUGGUUAUGGGAAUAAAUAAACAG